GGAUCGCUAGCGACAGAAAAUAUUCCGGUCCCUUUAAGAAACGAAAUUAAAGCAACCAACCUUUUAGUUAGAAAGUCACAAGCCACAUCCAAUGAGUGAAAAGUAUUUCGAAUUUCUUAGCCUUCUCAGAAUGCCACGCCUUUUAUUUAAGGAAAGUUAGUUGGAUGCAGAUACUGACGCUAACAUUGCUUUAAGAAUUGUAUCAUCGUGGUCGUGGAGAAAGAAGGAAUACGAUUGGUAACUAAGGUUCUUGAAUGUAAACAUUGCAUUACUUUUUACUAUGCCAACUCAUCAGUUUCGUUACUUAAAAUUAUUCUUCAUUCUAAUAUUGGUCAUAUGUCUAAGUUUUGAUUUAGUAACAUGUUUUGGUGAAGUUAUAUAUGCAAUUAAUGCCGGCGGGGAUGCGCAUGUUGAUAUGAAUGGAAUUCAUUAUCGAAGAGACCCACUACAUGGCAGAAUAGGAACUGCUUCUGAUUAUGGAAAACAGUUGAUCAUUUCCAGAGUACCAAGAACAGAUCAAAUUCUUUACCAAACAGAGCGGUAUCAUCACGCAACUUUUGGUUACGAGAUACCGGUUAAUAGGGAUGGAAAUUAUGUUCUUGUGUUGAAAUUUUGUGAAGUCUACUUUUCAUCCCCUGGUAUGAAGGUCUUUGAUGUUUCUUUAAAUGGGGUCCAUACCGUGAUUUCUGAUUUAGAUAUAUUUGCCAGAGUUGGAAAGGGUGUUGCUCAUGAUGAAUACAUUCCAUUCACUAUAAGUGGAAAUAAAUUGAUUAUUAAUGAAGAGGAAUCAGACCAUGAUGGAAAAAUCAGAGUUGAAUUUAUAAAAGGCUACAGAGAUAACCCAAAGAUCAAUGCCAUUUAUGUGGUGCGGGGAACCUUAGCAGAUGUUCCCCAGUUACCAUCUUUAAUCCCAGAGGAAAAGGAAGAGGAAGAGGAGGAAGAAGCAGCAACAACAAGUCAAGACAAAAAAUCUUCUCCUGUUCGCCACCCAUCUGGGCCACGCAUUCCCAAUCCAUAUGAAGCAGAAGAUUCGGGCACUAUGCUCCCUAUCUUUAUCGCCAUCGGUGCCUUUCUGCCACUGCUCUUCUGUCUAUGCAGACUGUGAGAUAGGUGGGAGAGGGGACCUUGACUGGGAAAAGACGCACAUUCGAUUCCUUUUCCGAUUUUGACUGAUCCCCCCCCCCCCCCGAAGGAUAAUUGAACUUCAGGUGGAGUUUCUAUUGUAAUUUUAAGUACAAAAAUAUUUUUGUAAAACUAUAGAAAUCAGAAUUGAUGCUUUAUUUGGCAAUUGUAUAUUAUUAAUUAUUAUUAUUAUUAUUUUUUAAUUAAACUCUACUUGCAUAUAUACCAAAUGGAUAGGAUUCACAUGAGUUCUAGAAAUGGAAUUGAGAUAUGGGGAUAAUGUAUUAAGGUUCUUUUAUGUUAUUGCAAUCAUACACCAUGCCAUGAAUAAAUUACCAAAUUCAAUUUCAUUCUCUAAUAAAUUCUCGGGGCGGGGGAAGCGCCAAACCUAGUCAAUAUAGUUGUGAAGACACACAGGUACAUUUUAUAUUUUAUUUUGCUCUUACAUAUGAUCAUAAAAUAUCAGAAAGUUUCAAGAUUAAUUAUAUAACAUGCCGACCAAUAGCAACACCAACAUUUUCAAAUGAGUGUUUCUUGAAACACCAUAAUAUGUGCAUGGAUAGCGAAUACCGGAAGUGAAAUUAUGUGUGAAAUUCAGGAAAUUUGCCACAGAGACAUUAAACAUAAUGCAGCAAGCUUCUUAUGAGCAGUGCAUGCUUGAGAGAAUGGGAUGUGAUGAGGAAAAAAAGCGUAAAAAGUGUUUCACUUCCAACAUUCUUGUAGUGGCAAGAAUGCUGUAUUAUGGAUUCUAGGAAAUUAUUUUAAAAGUGCCCAAUGUGUAGUUUCUUGACAACAGAACUGGUCUUGAUAUUUCUUUAUUGGAUAUGUGAUAUAUGAAAUAUUCUGCUUAUUAAUCAAAGACUUAAUUGCAAUAGUUAUUAUUAUUUUAUUUUUUUUAUUCUCAUUACAUAUUUAGUUAUUCAAAAAUUUAUAGAAUGUGAAAAUAUUGCUAAGCUUUCCUCAAAUCCUCUUUUAGUUAAGUCUGCUUUAAUUCCAUUCAUUACCUAUCAAAAGCUAUAGAAUAGAUACAUUAUAUAUGAGAGUUUCAGACAUUUUGUACCGUACUAUAAGGAGCUGGAUUUUCGGAUAGACAACAUUAGGAACUGGUUCUCACAAUUUUGAGUCCUUCCAAAUGCUGUAAUUUCUUCAAAAAUCUGUUUUUUUGCUUUUAUUCCUUUCAUUAUACAGAAAUGUCUUGAGUAAAUAUAUUGUGAAAUAGAAAUAUGAAACUCUUUGUACAAUAAUGUUGGUCACUAAUUAAGUUAAAAAUUACUUUUAGAUACCCAAGGUAUUUUUUAUACCCAAAGUAUUGAGACUAAAUGUGUUGAAGGUGAGCUACGAUUUCAAAUUUUGUUGUUUCAGUUUGUUUUAAUAUUUAUUACAUUGAGAUUAAAUUAAAAUCAGGAAAAUGUGUCUGAUUUUGAAAGUUGGGAGAAAUGAGUCUUGCCUAAUUUAAGGUGACUCUUUACAUUAUGCAAUUUAUACCCGAAUACUUUUAUAUUUACAACUGGCAUUUUAUGAAUUUUUAAUUGAAUAUAUUAUUUUUGAAUUUUCAAAAAAUACCAUUGCCUCCCAUUUGACAUUCAUACUAUAUCUGAUGCAUGUUGCCCUUGAUAAUAUAAUUUGGUUAGACUUAAGGACACGGUUUGGCUACCUAACUUGAGUUUCAAACUAUAAUUUGCCAAACUUGGUAAAUUUGGAGAUAUGACACGAUUAAGAGCUAAUGAUUGGAGAACUUGCUGACUCUUCGUACCGUGUUUUUACGUUUACGAUAAAUUUUACAGUUCGUAAAAAUAAUGAAUUAUUGUUUUAGUAAACUAAUUUACAUAUAAAGAAAUAAAUUUAAGUAUACGUGAGUCAAGAUAUGAUAUACUCGGAUUUGGAAUUCAUCACAAAUUUUCUGUAUACAUUCCUUUUGUUGUUCGAUGUGCGAUUUCUGUCUAGUCUUCUAUGGCAAAUCGCGUGCAGGCAAUUGCUGUGUUGGACCCCCCCCCCUUCCACCAUAGUUAGAAAGGGCUUUAACAAUUCCACUGUGGAAUUUCUUUGGUGCUGGCAAAUCCAAUUUUUCGUUUUGUUCCUCCAGUUUCUUACCACGAUUAAAACACUGAUCUAUCUAUGCGAUUUUUUUAAGAUACUGGAGAUGCAGAGCAAGUAUAUCGGCAACGGAAGACUUCCCAUCCAAAUUUUGUUGGUAGGUCCAACAUCUACUUGACGGUAAGUGGCGUUAUUUUAGGGCGAAACUAUUUUGAGAUCUAAACUUGUUUUUGAUGGCUUGCUUAAACCUCAGCAAAAUCUUGCAGUAUUUUCUUUGUCGGCAAAGAAACUGAUGUCACUAUUUUGGCAGUUUUUUGACGUGGGAAGCAAGGACCUACUUGCUCCACCGGUAACAAACAUUUGAUAAGUAGAGGUUUUUCGAUGAAAAAGAAUUUUCUCUGGUUUUCAAGCAGUCAUAUUUUGGAUAUAGGAACUGGGGCGCUGUUUCUCUAUGCUCUAUUGACAAGCGCAUUAAUCCUCUACAAUGAAAAACAAUCCACCGUAGAAAUUUUUUUUCUUUUCAUUAAAGCAUACCCUUUAUUAACCACUUGCGCUGGAAAAGACGCACGUCGAAGCGCUUUUGCCACUCACUCUCCAUUGGCAUCGCAGGCAAUUAUCAGAGAAGUAAAAAUGAUGUUCGCAAUCCGUCGAUCGAGAUUGUUUGCUGGAGCACAGUUUUAGGUCGAAAAUUAAUUCAUUUAGAAGAAAUUAAAAAAAAAAUCCGAUUUCUAUAAAGCUGUUGGAUACUUUGUGUGACUUCGCUGCAACUCGCAGCGAGGUCAUAUAAAGCAGAGGUUCUGUAUUCGUAUGAGUAAUCUGUGAACUAUUUCCAGCGCAAGUGAUUGUCUGCAUUCAUGUGUGUACCUUUUUAACGAAUUACAUUUUCUGUACUCUUGCGAAAUUAAGUCAUUCAUUGUACUUAAUAUGCUAAAGUAAGCAAUAAUUCAUUUAAAAAAAAAGUUCUUUUUUAUUUCCUUCAUUGAGUUAUUUUUAAAUGAUGUCUUUCAAAUAUUUUAUGUCUUUCAAAAUGAACUGUAUUAACUAACUAGAAACUGUUUGAUGACACUUUGUGAUGAAAAGUAAACUUAUAAAAAUAAUGGAUGUAACGAAAAUUGUUUAUAAAAAGAAUCUAGUCAAUUCUAAUGUCGAAACUUUUUGUAUGUUGAGUUCCAAUAAAAUAUCUUUUGGUAAUUU
Argiope bruennichi is the source of this 4350-nucleotide messenger RNA. RefSeq names its product malectin-B-like. The transcript is spliced from 5 exons. The coding region runs from base 281 to 1105 and encodes 274 amino acids. Gene Ontology annotation, molecular function: carbohydrate binding. Gene Ontology annotation, cellular component: membrane. Lineage: Eukaryota; Metazoa; Arthropoda; Arachnida; Araneae; Araneidae. The record is from RefSeq and is a predicted model, not a curated record.